GAUCGUGCCAGUCGAGAUCGUUCGUAUCGCGGUGACGGUAUUGUUUCGCGCGAGUCGGACGCAAUAAGGGUCGACGGACGAGGGGCGAGCCGAAGCACGUGGUGGACGGUCGCUCGUCGAGAAGUCGUCGUGGACAGAGAGGCAUCUUUGCGCCACCGGUGCGGCGCGCGACGAGCCGAGCCGAGCCCGAGCCCGAAAGCGACGAGCAAAAAGUCGGAUGAGUAGAAACUGGUAGCGUUGCCACGGCGAAGCUACCUGCCGAGAAGACGACCGCGCGAAGACGCUCGCGCGUCGCUUAUUAUUGAUCUUCAACGCAGGAGCGUCUUCCAUCACGAGAUGAUGCCCGUAUCGCAGCCAGUGCGUGCAAAGAGUUUGUUACGCGCAAACUUAGAAAAUUCACGCGGCAGAGCACUGCAGAGCAGAAUGCCGAACAUCAAGGUCUUCAGUGGCACCUCGCACCCGGACUUGGCGCAACGGAUCGUGGACCGGCUUGGCAUCGACAUCGGCAAGGUUGUCACGAAGAAAUUCAGCAACCUCGAGACAUGCGUGGAAAUAGGAGAAUCUGUCCGUGGAGAGGAUGUAUACAUCGUGCAAAGUGGAAGCGGUGAAGUGAAUGAUAAUCUGAUGGAACUCCUGAUCAUGAUCAACGCUUGCAAAAUUGCCUCAGCAUCUCGAGUAACGGCAGUUAUUCCUUGUUUUCCCUAUGCAAGGCAGGAUAAAAAAGAUAAGGGCGGUGAUGGUGGGGACAAGUCAGACUCCACUAAAAAUCAGAUUGUCAUGAAGUCGAACGAGUGGAAAUUCAGGAGUCGUGCGCCGAUUUCUGCAAAAUUAGUGGCAAAUAUGCUCUCCGUGGCGGGUGCUGACCAUAUUAUUACGAUGGAUCUGCAUGCUAGUCAGAUACAAGGGUUCUUCGACAUCCCAGUGGACAAUUUAUUCGCCGAGCCAGCUGUCCUUAAAUGGAUUAAGGAGAAUAUCGUUGAAUGGCGGAACAGUAUUAUCGUUUCUCCUGACGCAGGUGGUGCUAAGAGAGUCACAUCUAUCGCUGAUCGAUUAAAUGUUGAGUUCGCGCUCAUACAUAAAGAAAGGAAGAAAGCGAACGAAGUCGCUAGUAUGGUACUAGUCGGAGACGUUAAAGACAGAGUUGCCAUCCUUGUAGACGACAUGGCCGAUACCUGCGGUACUAUCUGUCAUGCAGCAGAAAAAUUACUGGAGGCUGGUGCAACAAAAGUUUAUGCCAUACUUACGCAUGGUAUAUUCAGCGGCCCGGCAAUCAGUAGGAUCAAUAAUGCCUGUUUUGAGGCUGUAGUAGUGACUAAUACUAUUCCUCAAGAUGGUCAUAUGAAAGAUUGUCCAAAGAUUCAGUGUAUUGAUGUCUCCAUGAUGUUUGCUGAGGCUGUGAGGCGGACUCAUAACGGUGAAUCUGUAUCGUACCUGUUUUCGAAUGUACCCUAUUAGAAAAAAUCUUCCGUAAUCUAUUUUAAACUAUGUAAGAAGAAUAUACUCUUUUUACAUUUGUUUAUUGUUAUUAUUGAUAGUUGGAAACUAUUUCGUGUAUCUGCGCUCAAACAGGUACAUUAUAUGUAUCUUUAUUCCAAAUUCAGACUUACAUUUCUUAUUUUUCCAUGAACUUUCGCAGCAAUAUGGAAAUAAUCGGAAUUAUGAUGAAUUUUUCAACGAAUAGAAAAUAUAUAUUUUUCUUUUUUUUUUUUCCCUUUUCUUUUGAAAUUGAGUAGUACAAGCAUUCUUUAUUUUUCUGCAAAUGGUAGAAAAGAAUGCAUAAUAUACGUUUUAACCCUUUGCGGUCGAGUGUCGGUAUAUAGCCGCCCAAUUGAGUUUACAGCUGCGGAGACGUAUUAUGAAGCGGCUCGCGUACGUCUAUCUUUCUGAA
Messenger RNA from Harpegnathos saltator (Jerdon's jumping ant), 1888 nucleotides. RefSeq names its product phosphoribosyl pyrophosphate synthetase (gene Prps). Gene Ontology annotation, molecular function: ATP binding; magnesium ion binding; ribose phosphate diphosphokinase activity. The record is from RefSeq and is a predicted model, not a curated record. The transcript is spliced from 7 exons. Gene Ontology annotation, cellular component: ribose phosphate diphosphokinase complex; cytoplasm. Gene Ontology annotation, biological process: purine nucleotide biosynthetic process; ribonucleoside monophosphate biosynthetic process; 5-phosphoribose 1-diphosphate biosynthetic process. Lineage: Eukaryota; Metazoa; Arthropoda; Insecta; Hymenoptera; Formicidae. Bases 337 to 1455 code for a protein of 372 amino acids.